This is a messenger RNA of Argentina anserina (silverweed cinquefoil), 1210 nucleotides long. RefSeq lists its product as uncharacterized. The record is from RefSeq and is a predicted model, not a curated record. The coding region runs from base 84 to 818 and encodes 244 amino acids. The transcript has 2 exons. NCBI's taxonomy places the organism in Eukaryota, Viridiplantae, Streptophyta, Magnoliopsida, Rosales, Rosaceae.
CACUACGAUAGCUCUAUUACUACAAACCUGAAUGUCAAAAGGUGCUUCGCAUUUUAGUACUACUGCUCUCUUCUCUUUACACCAUGCUUGAUCAGUACCAAAAGUUCCCUAGAAAUCAGCUCUAUGUAACCUGCCAUGUCCACAGCAGACAUGAGAGUGCAGAAGACAAAGAGUUUGGUUUCCGGAGUGCAUGGGAGUUUCAAGCUCAAGCAUGUCUCGAAGAAGAUCUUGGUGUUCAUUCACCACGGUUAUGGGAGACAAACACCAAAUACGAGUCUUCUCCUUUGCUCCCCCAAAACCAUCACUACAGUGACCUUUCUCCCACGUCACGCAGACGGGUGAUUCUUGAAGGCAGGAAUGAACUUAUGCAGACGAUUCAGGACAUGCCAGAGUCAUGUUAUGAACUUUCUCUGAGAGAUAUUGUUGAUGAGGAGCAACAAGGUAUGCAGAAGGCUGGAAAGGGCACUGAUGUUGAAGAGAAGAGUUUCGACUUCAACGCUCAAGCUCGAAUCAGGAACCAGAAGAAGAUAACAGCCUACAAAACAAGACAGAUAUCACGGACUUCAAGUAUGGAAAGUGAAACAUUCCUAAUCAAGAUGUUCUUUCCAACUUUUCUAGGCCUAAAGAAGAAAGCAAAAGCAGCUGGAAAUUGCUCAAAAGUUUCCCCCAGGCCAACAUUUGGACCUGAGAACCAUGAAGAUUUUUGUGUUGAAAGCACAAGCAGCAGGAGAAGGUUUUCUGAUGACGAUAUCUUACCUGGUUGCUGGACCUUCUUCCACAGCAAGAAAGGCAAAAGCAAAAGACCAAGGGGAAGCUGAUUAUAGAUAGUUGUUUAUUUGUUUACUGAGGCAACAAAAUCCAGCCUCAGUAUAGAUCUUUCUCUAGCUGGAAACCGAAACCAGCAAAAUAAAUGAGAAAUAUAUUUUACAGUUAGAAUUGGAAAUCUAUUACAAAUCAAGAACUAUUCUUUGUAUGUCCAUUCACUCGUUGUAAGCAUCUGAACUGCUGCUAUGUAACAAAUAAUGUAGUCAAAACUCAGUAACACUCCAUAGACCAGUUUACAAGAACACCCUCAACACUCUCAAGGUCCAUAUCAUGAACCUUGACUUUGGAAUGCAGAACACUGUUACACAGCCAUUUCAAUAUUUGACAGUAAACAUAAUUUUCACUAAUAAACAUGUAUGAGUAGACUUUGGAACCAUUUAUACCA